UUUUCGGUGUGGUUAGACUGAGUAAACAGCACCGCCCGGUGCUUGUUUGUAUCUCCGGCUUGAGCGAUCCAUCGCAGCGCGCCGGGCUCGAUUGACACUGUCUGCUGAUCUGCUGCUGCCCAUCGCUCGCAAUAACAAGGCUUGCUCGCUAAUUCCCGUCCAAACAGCCUCCCGAAAGACCCAACACGUCGGUCAAGAACGGAGUCAACACCUCGCUAUGGCUUCGGGAGACCUUUACGAGGUAGGCUGAAGCCACGUCCACGCCAUAUUCGUUGUCAUGUUGCCGAAUAUUGGAAUUAGGAAGUAAAGGGGAGGGCGUCGAGCAGUGUGUGUGUAAAAAAAAAAGAAGAAGAAGAGGCGUCCUGAGCCCUUUAAAGAGACCAAACUAAGCCUCGACAAGCUUUGCUCGACUUUACGUCGCUCCUGACACUCUUUGGCUCUUUUCCUGGUGGUUAUGGCGGACAUGUGAGGUGUAUUUGACGGCUAGAAGUGCUCGGGGUGUCGCCGAGUUGAAAGUGGUGGUAAAGUGACAGCGGACAUGCCGACGGGAGGGAUGGUCGCGGAGGUGCGCACACAUGUCAGGAAUGAGCUCCUCCUCAUCACCGCCGUGACGAGCUGUGUUGGUCACGGAGCUCCACAGUUUUAUGUUUAUCAAGUGGAGCGUAUUGUAGACAAAAGGCGAAACAAGAAGGGUAAGUGGGAGUACCUAAUCAGGUGGAAGGGCUAUGGAAGUAAAGAGGACACCUGGGAGCCGGAGCACCACCUACUGCACUGUGAGGAGUUCAUUGAUCACUUCAACAGCUUGCAAAUACAUCUGCACAAACAGCCCAAAAUUCCCAAAAGUACAGCCAACGGUCAUUCGGCAGCCACAGAAAACUCCAGAGCUCGGGCUGAAGUGCGAAAGAAGAAAAGCGGUAGUGAGCCAGCCGUUGGGGUUCGAGUGGGAACUAUUCUAGGGAUCCCAGGUGGAGGGUCAGCAGCCAUUCACAGGCAGAGGAAGGUUGGUGAAGGGCUUGGUAGGCAUGCUUUGCGGGACAAAAUGAGCAAAGCCAUGACCUUUAAGACUCCUUCACUAGGAGCCCCUCGUUUUGUGGCCCCGAUGAGGGAGCCUUAUAAUGGACUCCAGAAUGGAGAUGUGGAGCCACACAUGUACAGGACAGCAUCAAGGUCACACAGAGCAUCUUCGGACAGGGUGAACGGAGACCAAAAAGAAAUAGAUACUACUGAAUUAGGCUCUCCUUUGGCCGACAGUAAGAUGCAACUGCACAGCUCAGCAAAGCGCAAGAUGGCAGAGGAGAAGUGUUACGUGUUUGACAAGCGGCUCAGGUACAACGUGCGACAGAACGAGGGCAACUGUCGAUUCCGGGACAUCGUAGUCCGAAAGGAGGAUGGUUUUACGCACAUCCUUCUUUCCAGCCAGACGACGGACAAUAACGCUCUGACGCCAGAGAUCAUGAAGGAGGUGUGUCGGGCUCUUGGAAAUGCGGCAUGCGAUGACAGUAAACUGUUAUUGCUCAGCUCUGUGGGGACGGUCUUCUGUAGUGGGCUGGAGCCGUCCUACCUGAUCGGCCGUCUGUCCACCGACCGCAGGAAAGAAAGUAGUCGCAUUGCAGAUGCCGUAAGGGACUUUGUGUUGGCCCUCAUACGCUUCAAAAAGCCCAUUGUAGUGGCCAUCAAUGGGCCAGCCCUAGGCUUGGGGGCAUCUAUCCUGCCUCUAUGCGAUGUGGUCUGGGCCAGUGAGAGAGCCUGGUUCCAAACUCCAUGUGCAGCCCUCCACCUCACCCCUUCUGGCUGCUCCUCUUACACUUUCCCCCAAAUCCUGGGUGUAGCUUUGGCCAAUGAGAUGCUGUUCUGCGGCAGAAAACUCACGGCACAAGAAGCAUGCAGUCGCGGUCUGGUGUCGCAGGUCUUCUGGCCAACCACAUUUAAUCAGGAAGUGAUGCUGCGUGUGAAGGAGAUGGCGUCAUGCAAUGCUGUGGUUCUAGAGGAAUCCAAAUGCCUGGUGAGGAGCAUCCUCCUGCGUGUUUUAGAAGAAGUGAACGAGAAGGAGUGUCAGAUGCUAAAGCAGCUGUGGUGUUCCACCAAAGGACUGGAGGCGCUCUUCAGCUACUUGCACAACAAAGCGUAUGAGAAGUGACCCCAAACUGAAGCAGUCUUUGUUUCCAGCCAUCAGCACGGAGGAAGCCCGAGAUUGAGUGUGCUUUCAUCAAAUUCUUCUUGUUUUUUUUCAACUGGACCGUCCAGUUGUUGAUUCUCUUUUCGAGAAGGGGACCAAAUCUGCAUUAGUUCAAAUGAACAUCAAGCAGGGCUCAGGAAGAAGGUACACUGGCUUUGUGUACAUGCCGAAAUGAAUCAGGAUGCAGAAAAUCAAUUGUCUGACAAGCACAUGACAAAGUGAUGAUAAUAUUUUAGAUUAUAUAUAUAUAUAUAUAUAUAUAUAUAUAUAUAUAUAUAUAUAUAUAUAUAUAUAUAUAUAUAUAUAUAUAUAUAUAUUUGCAUCCUAAAGUUAAGUAUUUGUAUAUACAGUAAGAUAUGUAUUUCAGGCUGGAUUUACACUGCAGGUCUAAGAGCCCCUUUUCCCAAUUUAGAGACUAAAAUAGGAAGGGAAUUCAUAUGUGUUCAUUUGUCACAGUUUACCUGACACAUGAAACGUGAUAAAUUGGGGCGGUUUCACUAUUCACUGUACCUGUUGAACACCUUAAAAUGUGUUUUGUGGCAAUUCCAACUUUGACCACAGCAUCAGUUGCUAUGUAGAGUGGCGCUUUCCAUCAUUUUCAGCAGACUGCAUUGCAAAAUGAUUAAACACCCCCCACCCCCUCGUCCUCGCACACGAGAUCCACCCAGGUAUGGGGCCAUAUGAAUCCCUUCCCUACUGUACGUCCUUUUUAAAUGAACUCUUAAGUUUUACACCUCACCUCGCAUCUGCGCACAUACAGAAUGCACGUAAACAACUGAAAGUAAACAACAAUGAACAAAUCACUAACCAUGCAAGGGAAUUGGAUGGGGAUCCGGUGUCUUGAAACGCCGGCCGUGAUAAGCUAGCCAUGUAUACUGUACAUCCUAAAACAGAAAAAUCUCAGGAGAAAAUAAUUAAAUUGUGCUUGGACAGAUUACUUUGUCUUUAGUGCCAAUGAUGCUGGCUUACAUGUGUGCUUGAUAACUAGGAAACAACAACAGAUAAGUAAGUAGGCGUACACAUGAGUAACAGUGGUCAGUCCUGCACACGCCAGCCUCGAACUGAUGACCACAUAUGCCUACUGAUUGUGAGUUGAGGCGAGCCAUCGAGCUAAAAGUGUGAGUUGUGAGGUUUAACCAAGGUACUAUUGCACAGCCUCGCUAGCUGGCAUCAUGGGCGGACUAUUAGUAGGCAAACACAGGCAGUUGCCUUGGGCCCCGAGAUUUCAUGUCGCCCCAAAACGUCCUAUAAAAAAACUGUAUUUUGUCCAAACACAGUCAACGUCAAGAGCUCUCUUUUUCCUACCAGUCACACACUUUGACCUUCACAAUAAUAGCGCCACGUGUCAGAACAGGUCCAACUGUGCUAACAAAAUAAUGAUCAAAAAAGCUCUGCUGGCCAGUUUGCAUGGAGGUUUCUAACAACAUGGUAGAUUACCAUCUUUUUGGUGUGUGGAGGGCCCUGGGGACAAGGUUUACCUUGGGCCCCCAAAUGACUAAAUAUGCCCCUGAAUGGCAUACGUCACACAUACACACUGCAUGUCUGUUGUAUUCUACAAACAGGUGAAAUGAAAAAAUAAUUAAAUUAGAUUACAUGAUUAAUAUUAAAAUGUUUUUAAGCUGGGUUACAGUAUGUGGACGCCCUUGUAGCGUAAAUCCAGCCUAAGUUGCCUGCUGUGUUGACAUGAAGUGAAAACCAAAGUUUCGUUGCAUUGAUCAUGUACAUUCCACUCGGGCUACUUUGAUGCUUGAAUUGUCAGAAGAACAUAUCCUGCGCGAAACUUGAGCUUCUAUUUAGGGACGGUGACUCACUUUGAACAAUUCUUGCAUUGAACUAAACAUAAGACGACCCAUUUUUUUCUUUGUAUUUAUAUAUUUUUAAGACAAGCUUAGCAAGUUCGACAGACAUUGGGCCCGAUCUACUAAGCUCCAGAUAACAGGCACUAAACAACGUGCACAAACUAUAAAUUGUGUGUACUAUUAGUAGGCAUGUUGCGUGUGAUCUUCCAAGACUGCGUGGACAAUUGAUUAGUGCAAAAGUGGUGCAGACCGCCCGAUUUAUACGUGUUUUUUGGCAUGUAUACCGGUUGUCACCAUGCAGAUACUCCACAUUUACGGCAUCAUAUAGUCCAAACUGGGGGGUUUCAUCAUGUUGUGACAUGCAGUGCACAAAUCUAAUAUGUGCCACCUUUUCUGGAACCUACUUUAAGCACGCUGAAGGUGCAAAACAACCCUUUUACUCUUUGUACCCGAUGAUCCGUAUUGAACAAGUGAGAACAUGAAUAGUUUAUAUUGGAUAUUAACAGUACAAUAAGUAUUCAUUACAGAUCUGACUAUAAUUCCCUAAAGCAAGAAAAUGAUGAUGCAAGAAAAUGUAUAUUGCAAAAAUUUUUCAUAUAGAAAAUAUGUUACAAUAAUAUAUUUGUCAUAUGAAAAAAACGAACACCAUUACAAAAAUAUAUAUAUAUAUAUACUUGUGUGCACCAAAAUGAAUCAAUUAGUUUUAAUCAACCCUUUAAGACAUCCAGCAGAUUAUAAAAUGGCAUCGCUAAUUAGAUGAGUCUAAUACCUGCUCAGCGGCCUAGUGGUUAGAGUGUCCGCCCUGAGAUCGGUAGGUCGUGAGUUCAAACCCCGGCCGAGUCAUACCAAAGACGAUAAAAAUGGGACACAUUACCUCCCUGCUUGGCAGUCAGCAUCAAGGGUUGGAAUUGGGGGUUAAAUCACCAAAAUGAUUCCCGAGCGUGGCCACCGCUGCUAUCAGUGGUACUUUAUCUUUAAUGAUUUUAUUUCAGUCCAAAUAUGUUGACACAAGAAAACACACUAAAUAUUCUAUUUCUCAUUCGUCUUGUCUUUCCACUGCAAUCGCCUUCUUUCUCACAGUCAUUUGUGCGUAACUGUGCCAGUUUCCGCGGACAUUCCAAACGUUCUAGAUAUCGGCGCAAAACGGCGGCCGCAGAACUGUUUAAGUCUUGAUAAAUCGCACGGCGGGUCCUAAAUUAUUAUAUUCACACCUUCUCCUCCCAGUAUUGUGGGCGUUGUGAUAAUCAGCAUUGUAUUAGUACGUGGAGACAAACACUUUAAAUCAGGGGUAGGGAACCUAUGGCUCUAGAGCCAGAUGUGGCUCUUUUGAUGACUGCAUCUGGCUCUCAGAUAUAUCUUACCUGACAUUGCUUAACACGAUAAGUAAUGAAUAAUUCCGCUGAUAAUCACAGUGUUAAAAAUAACCACAUAUCAACCAGACUACAAAGCCAUCAGCAAAAUCAUGCAGCACCAGAAGUCACAUUAAUGGUAAGAAGUAUUUUAUUCAUUAUUGGUUAGCUUCAGAAUAACACUGUUAAUAAAAAUAAUAAGGAACUUAUUAUACUCUAAAAAUGUUGGUCUUACUUAAAAAUGCACGCAUUUAGUGGUAUUCAGUUUUAACAUUUUUAUACGGCUCUUACAGAAGUACAUUUUAAAAUAUUUGGCUUUCAUGGCUCUCUCAGCCAAAAAGGUUCCCGACCCCUGCUUUAAAUGGAUUGUACUCCUUAUUUUGCUCAUGUAAGAGACGCAAUCUUGGGUUAUGGGAUAUACUUGUAUAGCGCUUUUCUACCUUCAAGGUACUCAAAGCGCUUUGACACUAAUAAUAAUAAUAAUAGAAUUUAUUUGUAAAAAGCACUUUACAUUGAGUAAACAACCUCAAAGUGCUACAGUGUAUUAAAAAAAUAAAAAAUAAAAAUAUAAUAAAAAAUAAAUAAAAAUCAAAACUAGAACAGCCUAAUAGAUAGAACUAGUAUGCAUAUAUCUAAAAAAAAAAAAAAAAAAGGCUUUUUUAAAAAGAAGGGUUUUUAAGCCUUUUUUAAAAGCAUCCACAGUCUGUGGUGCCCUCACGUGGUCAGGGAGAGCGUUCCACAGACUGGGAGCGGCGGAGCAGAAAGCCCGGUCUCCCGUUGUUCAUAGCUUUGUCCUUGGAGGACUAUUUCCACAUUCACCCAUUCACACACACAUUCACACACUGAUGGCGGGAGCUACCAUGCAAGGCCCUAACCACGACCCAUCAGGAGCAAGGGUGAAGUGUCUUGCUCAAGGACACAACAGACAUUACAAGUUUGUUAAAAGGUGGGGAUCGAACCAGGAACCCUCAGGUCGCUGGCACGGCCACUCUCCCAAAUGCGCCACGCCGUGCCAUCUUCUGUGCACGAGCUUAGUAGAUCAGCGUUGCGUGCACUAUUACGUGUUUUAAUGCACGCAAACCUUGAGUAGAUCAGGCCCAUAAUCCUAAAACAAGCAUCAAAAAUCCUGUGUUUGAUUACCCGCUCAACCUUUAAGACACUUUUUUUUGAGCGUGUGUCUGUCAGCGGUUGACUCGCUCGGGGAGAAAUCGUUGGACGCCAACCGUUGGUUUGCAAAUGUAACGGAGGCGAGCCGGAAUGGCUGGGCGAGUACGUUAGGAAACCUCACACCCCGACUGAUGGAUUGAGACUUUUAUUAGUAGAUUGCACAGUACAGUACAUAUUCCGUACAAUUGACCACUAAAUGGUAACACCCGAAUAAGUUUUUCAACUUGUUUAAGUCAGGGUCCACGUGAAUCAAUUCAUUGACGACUUCAAGAGUAAUGCUCGCCUCUCACCCGGGUAACCAGGGGUCGCGCAUUGUUCGUAUCAGCGGUGGCAUGGAGUCCAAACCAGCUGGGUUACGCACAUAUAUAAUCUUUAUAUCCCAAACGUAAGUCAAUGUGUUUUUUAUGCGUCUCAAUGCAGUACUUUGAGGAAGUAGUAGUAGUGGAAGUAGUAGAAAACCUACCUCUUGCUUUCAGUUACAUGAACUCUGUGAGGAAUCAAUCUGACUUUGGACCUUAGUUCCUUAUUUUUUGUCAAGACAACUUUAAAGAGAAGAGGCCUUGUUUCUUCCCAAUGCACAAAGCUGUGUCCAUCAUGUCAUGCUUGGAGUGGAACUUUAAUUAAUGAAAGACCUCUGGGAUGGCCUGGAACAGAGAUGACGAGCCAAGCAAAGCCGUCUCCGGGGUUCAACGUCGAGUUGGCAAAAGAUUCCGACAGACACUCUCAUCGGUCCUUUAAGACGAGUGGAAGCUGCAAAUAGAUAGGCGUCACUUUACUUUUGUCCAAAUUAACUUCAGCCAUAUUGAACAUCUCCCCCACUAUUCCGUUUUACGUUAUUUACACCUUCCAACAAAACAGCUUUGUCAAUUUAGUGUUUUUUUGUUUUUUUACCUGUGAAAUAACUUUAAUGUUUUCAUGUACAUUGCUUUGUCAACAAGGUGAAUGAUGAACACUGGAUGUACGAUCAAGUUUGCCAUGGACUCCUUCCUAUCUGUGCAGGAUUCCACUUUCAAAUGGGGAUUUUGGUGUAAAAAUGUGAGUACAAUCAUGAUGCAAUGAAGUGAGUGAAACAGGAGUACGAUGAAUUGCGUUGAUUUGAAGAGCACUACUAUCCUGUGUCACAUAUUGAGGAUCUAUUUUGUUUUACCAAAAAAAUAUCUAUACACAUAAAAGUAAUGCUUAGAAGCUAUUUUGGAGGGGAAAAAAUUAAUUUUUGAGUUAAUUUUUGCAAUUGUUCACAUGCAGUAGAUGUAGAUGUAGAUGGGUGUACAGGUGUGACAUGUCGCAUGUGAAAUGCUGUACAUAUUAUGGAUAAUAUGGUCUGUUGUUUCUAGGUAUGUUUUGUACCUGCAUUGUAAGUAAAAUUGAAGAUGUUUAUUGUAUGUUUAUUUUUGUAUUUAUUCAAAGUGCAUUCUUUGCUCUGCUCCUGACUCAAAAUAACCCUUUACUCUUUGUGCCCGUAUUGAACAGUUGAGUAAAUUAAUAGUUUGUAUUGGAUAUCAACAGUACAGCAAGUGUUUAUUACAGAUCUGACUAUUAUUUCCUAAGGCAAAUGCUACUUAUCAUAUUAAUACAAAUGUCUACCUUUGUGACAAAAGACAGUUUUAAGUUAACAAAGGCAUGUUAAAUCAUGUAAUAUAUUGUGAUACUGUGUUCUUAAACAAAACAUGUAUUUUCCCUAUAUUUAUUUAUUGUCAUUUCAGGCUGACUUAAUUGCAUUUUCCCCUAAAACGUCCUUGAAAUAAAGCUAAUGUUAUUGUAUCAUUGACGUACUUUUUGUUCAUAUGUACACACUUCUGCACACACACACGAAAACUCUCCUCAAAAUAGGAUUUCUUGACUUUACAGAUCAAUAUGGGCAAUUUAAUUGAAUAGGAGCCAUUUGCUUGUAACUCUAAAAAAUAAACUAACAUCUUUUUUCAACUCCAAUAACAUAACUAUUGAGCAACUUAAAAUGUAUACGAGUUCUAAGUUCGGUGGUGAAAAUAAGGAC
Molecule: messenger RNA, 8484 nt
Organism: Nerophis lumbriciformis (worm pipefish)
Lineage: Eukaryota; Metazoa; Chordata; Actinopteri; Syngnathiformes; Syngnathidae
Product: chromodomain Y-like protein 2
Cellular component (GO): nucleus
Molecular function (GO): transcription corepressor activity
Source: RefSeq, a predicted model, not a curated record